Molecule: messenger RNA, 2190 nt
Organism: Miscanthus lutarioriparius
Lineage: Eukaryota; Viridiplantae; Streptophyta; Magnoliopsida; Poales; Poaceae
Source: the annotation of a GenBank genome assembly
AUGGCCUUCCUCCGCCGCUCCGCCACCACCGCCGUCCUCUUCGCUCUCCACCUCCUCCUCCUCACCGCCUCCGUCGCGUCCUCGCCGUCGUCCUUGCCGGAGCAGCAGGACGACAUGCCGGCGCUGCUCCACCUCAAGCGCGGCCUCACCUCCGGCGCCGGCUCCGUCGACGCUCUCCGCCAGUGGUCGCCGGAGUCCGGCGCCCACCACUGUUCCUGGCCGGGGGUCACCUGCGACGACGCGGGGUCCGGGCGCGUCGUGGCCCUCGCGCUCCCGUCCCCACCCGGCGGCCGCCUCGCAGGGGAGCUGUCCCCGGCGGUCGCUCGCCUCACCGAGCUCAAAUCGCUCGCCUUUCCCUCGGCGGGGCUCCGCGGCGAGAUUCCUCCGCAGCUCUGGCGGCUGCGGCGCCUCCAGGUGCUCAACCUCGCCGGCAACUCCCUCCGUGGCCGCCUGCCGGCCACCUUCCCCGAAGGGCUGAAAAGCUUGGACCUUUCCGGGAACCGGCUGAGCGGGGCAAUCCCGCCGGCGCUGGGGAGCUGCGCCGCGCUCCGGCGCCUGUGCCUGUCCUCCAAUUCGUUGGCUGGAACCAUCCCGCCGCGGAUUGGGGAGCUCGCGCGUCUCCGGGUUCUGAACCUGUCCGGGAACAGGCUCACUGGCGGCGUGCCGCCGGCGCUCCUCCAUUGCGGAAGCCUCGUCCGGAUGGAUCUCAGCGGCAACUUGCUCCACGGCCGGCUUCCCUCAGGCCUCGCGGAGCUCAAGAACCUGAAAUUUCUCUCGUUGUCCGGCAAUAAUUUCAGCGGUGAGAUACCUUCCGGUUUGGGCCAGCUGGGGUCGCUGGAAUUUCUUAAUCUGUCCAACAAUUCUCUGUCAGGGGUGGUUCCUGUUGAUCUUGUGGCACUGCGAAAUCAAACUGUUUUACUGCUUGACAACAACAAACUAUCUGGGGAGGAGGAGAUAACUGCUGGUGUUAAUGCUGCUGCUGCCGCCUCACCAGUUCAUGUAGUUACUGUUCAUUCAGUUACAGGUGAACUGUUUCCUGUUUCUCCUAUGCCAACAAUUAUCCGUGAGCUGACUGAGACAAGGCCAGGCACUUCUAAUGGCAGCCCCAGCAGCAGCAGUAGCAGCAAUGGUGAUGGUGGCUUGGGUAUCAAAGAGAUUGUUGCCAUAGCUUCAGCAUCAGCCAUUGUUGUGGUUCUGUUAGUUGCACUCACCCUGUGCAUCUGCACAAGGAAAUGGCCUCAGAGAGCAUCAAAGCGCUCUUUUAGGGGAAGGGAAAUCAAGAUUUUCGCCGAUGUUGAAAUUGGAGCCCCCCUGACAUAUGAGACUGUGGUCCGCGCCACUGGGAAUUUCAAUGCUAGCAACUGCAUUGGCACCGGCGGCUUUGGCGCGACAUACAGAGCCGAGGUGGCACCUGGAGUUCUUGUGGCAAUAAAGAGGCUUGCUAUUGGGAAGCAGCAUGGCGACAAGGAGUUCCAAGCAGAAGUGAGGAUCCUUGGGCAAUGCCGUCAUCCUCAUCUUGUCACUCUCUUGGGAUACCACAUCAGCGAGUCGGAGAUGUUUCUGAUAUACAACUAUCUGCCAGGUGGCAACCUGGAAAGGUUCAUACAAGAGAGGGGUAAGAGGCCAAUCAGCUGGAGAAGGCUUCACAAGAUUGCUCUGGAUGUUGCUCGUGCGCUUGCGUACAUGCAUGACGAAUGCGUCCCCCGCAUUCUGCACCGAGAUGUCAAGCCAAACAACAUAUUGCUUGACAAUGAAUGCAACGCCUACCUUUCUGAUUUUGGAUUGGCGAGGCUUCUCCGGAACUCAGAAACGCAUGCGACAACGGAUGUUGCUGGUACUUUUGGUUAUGUGGCUCCUGAGUAUGCAAUGACAUGCCGCGUGUCUGACAAGGCAGAUGUCUACAGCUACGGAGUUGUGCUGCUGGAGCUGAUUUCAGACAAGAAAACACUGGACCCAUCAUUUUCUCCAUAUGGAAAUGGUUUCAAUAUUGUCAGCUGGGCUGUGAAGCUUAUCCAAAGAAGCAGGGUUCGCGAGUUCUUCAUCGAAGGCUUGUGGGAGAAAGCCCCGCAUGAUGAUCUGGUUGAGUUCCUGAACCUGGCGGUCCGGUGCACGCAGGAGUCUCUUGCUUCUAGGCCCACAAUGAAGCAUGUUGUUCGACGCCUAAAGGAACUCCGACCACCUUCUUACUAG